AGCCCCUCAAUGAGGUACAAAAUUUACAUCGACGGCGACUUCACAAACAUAAAAAGCGUUUUUAUCGAUCAAACUGUAGGCAUAAAAGUGAAGUGUUCGAUAUGCAGUCAGGUGCAUGCCAAUCGCGUGAUCGUGAGUGAGGACAGCCUCAAGUACGUGGAUGACAAAGAAAAAACUAACCUGAGGAUAAACUGUGCUGGCUGCAAGUCGUCCAUGGGGGUGAUGAUCAAGCCGCCAAAAGGAGAUCGGAUUACUAUCAUGCGUGAUCAUGAGCCUAUAAGGCUACAUCUGAGUGAAAAGGUGUUCAACUCGUUCUACGUAUCUUUCUUGGAGACUAAGAAGUGCGAAUUAGUCGAUAAGGUUGAUGUGGAUUGCUCUGUGCUCAGCGACCAGAAAGUGUUAUAUGAGAAUAUUCAGAUCGAGGAUGGCAGCUGGAUGGGUGUCGAUCAGAAAGGACUUAAUUCCCGGAUUGAUGAUAUGGAGGUGAGGUACGAGGAAGUAAAGCAAUCAUAA
Messenger RNA from Vavraia culicis subsp. floridensis, 513 nucleotides. RefSeq lists its product as uncharacterized. The coding region runs from base 10 to 513 and encodes 167 amino acids. The transcript has a single exon. The record is from RefSeq and is a predicted model, not a curated record. NCBI's taxonomy places the organism in Eukaryota, Fungi, Microsporidia, Pleistophoridae.